Molecule: messenger RNA, 7512 nt
Organism: Coregonus clupeaformis (lake whitefish)
Lineage: Eukaryota; Metazoa; Chordata; Actinopteri; Salmoniformes; Salmonidae
Product: 1-phosphatidylinositol 4,5-bisphosphate phosphodiesterase epsilon-1-like
Exons: 31
Coding region: 471-6650 (2059 amino acids)
Biological process (GO): small GTPase-mediated signal transduction; phosphatidylinositol-mediated signaling; lipid metabolic process
Molecular function (GO): guanyl-nucleotide exchange factor activity; phosphatidylinositol-4,5-bisphosphate phospholipase C activity
Source: RefSeq, a predicted model, not a curated record
GUGUGCCUGCCUGGCUGGCACGGCAGCAAAGUCAAUCUCUAAGUGUGCACAGAGGGACACAUCUCCUGAACAACAUGCAGCUUUGACAAAAUACUUUCACUCUCCUGGUUUUCACAGCUGUUGUGGACUUCACCUGCACCCACCUCUGUUUCUAGAUGGUCUGACGUUUCUGAAUACCGACAAGGAGGAAGACACAGACAGGCCGGCCGGCCAGCAAGAUAGAGGAACAAGUACUGGUUUCAGGGCUUGCUCUACUCUGGUACCUCCUUAGGAUAUAAUAGAGGCAAGGAGGCUGUAGGGGGCAAGGUGUCAGGCUCAGCAUCCUCAAUGUCCUCAGUGCCAUCUUCCCCCAGAGUCACUACGGACAGCUUCGCCUUCUGUCUGGUGGAGGAGAUGAUGGGCUCAUCAGCCCAGGGGGCAAAGCCAAAACUACACUGGCACUCCUUCCCACCAGCCCUCCCAAAAGCCCCAUGGCUUUAAAGAUGGCCUCAGACAAUGGGUUAGGAUUUGACAACGAGACUGAGGAUGACUUUUUAUAUAAUAAGCAGGAGCGUUCGACGGUCCUGGUCCGUAGGUUCUUGAGGGAUAACCAGAGGGUGAAGAAGUCGGUGUGUACAGGAACCAGGGCUAUCAUCAGGACGUUACCCACCGGGAGGAUCGGUGAGGAGGCUUGGGACGCUGUCUGCGGAAGGGUGCCCCUCCAGCUGUGGGAUGAGGAGGACCACCAAACUUCUGGUGGAUACAGCCGAUUGAGUGGAUACAGUGGACACAGUUCAACCUCUCAGAGUCUACAUCUGCAAGUGUGUAAACCUCUCCUUGGAAAAACAGGAGACAUGUUUUUUGAGGCAUGCCAUGCCCUGAGUUCUGAAGUAAGGGUGGCCAGUUCAGGAGCUCUACUCCUGUCUUCCAGGAAGCUUCUGUUGUCUGCCGAGAGGAGGGAUCUGUGUCGCAAGAGGGCCACAUUGCCAUGGCCGGGAGGAGGAGGGGUGUGUAGCUACCGAGCAACCCUACAGAGGACUGACAUUUCUGCCUAUAUCUCAGGGACCCUCCUGGAAGUGGUUCUGUCCAUCGGCAACACGGGAGACAACGACUUCUCUCCUCCCUGUAUCACCACAAGUCCCUUGGGCUGGGCUGUCCUGAAAGAGCGCCAGCUGCGCUCCCCCAUGGCGGGAUCCAGCGUGGUGCCGGCGGCUCCACUGAUGGAGGUCAAUAAGGAGCUGUCUGACCUCCGACCCCUGGUCAGUUUCCCGGAGGAGAUGGCCUACGUCCUCAUGGAUCAGGAGCUGCAGCUCUACAGCCGGAUCCUACCACUGGACUACAUCUGCUUCCUCACCCAUGACCUGGGAGGCCCUGGCCAGCCACAGCCACAGCCCCAGGGGCAGACACACCAACCUGGACAAACUAAUCUUAUGGCUGGCUGCAGUAGGCCCCACAACGCUGUAGAGGACCUGGUCACAAGAUUCAAUGAGGUGAGCUCCUGGGUGACAUGGAUGAUUCUGACAGCAGGUUCUAUUGAGGAGAAGAGAGAGAUGUUCUCAUGUCUGGUCCACGUGGCCAGGUGCUGUUGGAACAUGGGAAACUACAACACUGUCAUGGAGUUCCUGGCUGGACUCAGGUCUCGCAAGGUGCUAAAGAUGUGGCAGUUCAUGGAGCAGUCGAACAUCGAGACCAUGCGUGCCCUGAAGGAUGCCAUGGCGCACCACGAGACGUCUGCAGAGUACAGGAAGGUGGUCUCGCGUGCCCUCCACAUCCCGGGCUGCAGGGUGGUGCCCUUCUGUGGGGUCUUUCUGAGAGAGCUAGGGGAGGUCCUGGAUGGAGCAGCUAGCCUGAUCAGCCUCAGACCACGCCUCAGCUCACAGGACUCUGUGGAGUUUGUCUCUGACUACAACGGACAGGACAACUUCCUGCAACGGGCGGGGCCAGAUGGGCUCAACCAACCAGAGAAGGAAGCAACAGUCAACAACAUCCUGCAGACCAUCCGUAGCUGCAACCGCAGUAUGGAGUCUGAGGAUUGGGAGGAGUCUGGAGGGUCUGGUGAUGGGAGCAUCACUGGUUCACGUAAAAACUCCUUCAAGGAUGGCAACCGCAACCAGUUCACCGUGGGUGAUCUCUCCGAGUCUUCGGGUGACCUAUCUGACCUAUCACAGGGCAAAGACCCAGACUUCCAGGGUACGGGUGAGAGGACUCAGAAGGCCUUUGCCCACGGUACGGAACUCAUCCCGUGGUACGUCCUCUCCCUCCAGCCCCACGUGCACCACUUCCUCCAGCAGGGCGCUACUGUGAUCCACUACGACCAGGACUCCCACCUCACCGCCCGCUGCCUGCUCCGACUCCAACCCGACAAUUGUGUCCUCACCUGGGCCAAGCUCCACAGUGGUGGUGGGGGCCUGCCUGGUUCUAGCCCUGGCCCAGACUCCUCCAAGCUCCGGAGCCCCACUGUGUCAGGGGCUGGCGGUCAGUACUGUGGGCAGCCCAUACUGAAUGGCCAGUUGGAUGGAUUCCUGGAUCUCUCCGUGGCUAAAGCUGUCUUCAUGGGCCAUCCAGGGGCUGAUGUUCAGGCGACAUGCCUGCAGAACAAGCUCUCAUGUGGGCUGAGCCUGGAGGAGUGUGGGGUGACUCUGCUCUAUGGGCUCCAUACAACAGACAACAGGUUAUUACACUUUGUGGCCCCCAGAAACACAGCUAGAAUGGUGUACUCUGGGCUGCAGGCCCUGUUAGCUGUUCACAGGAGGAUGAGGAAGUUCCCUGACCAAAGGCUGCAGUGGCUCCGGAGGAAGUACGUCAAUCUCUAUCAGGAGGAUGGCAGAUACGAGGGUCCGACACUAGCCCAGGCCAUCGAGCUGUUUGGGGGCAGGAGAUGGAGUGUGGGUGCUGGUAGCAUGGAGAAGUCUGGAGCUCAGAAGAACAGCCAUCUCACUGUGACCUCCAAUCAGAAGAAAAAGAAGUCUGUGACUAGGGGGGACAGUGGGGAUGCCACAGAUGAUGAGAUGGUGUCACAGAAGGUGAAGAGCGGUUGGGAUAUCUUAGGGCGGAGUGCACCAGACCCGACAGACAACAUGGACCAAGACCAGGAGGACAGCAGCUCCUAUGGUUUCCCUGGGCCUCUCUCCUCCUCCACCAGUAGAUCCAUGGCCAUUAGUACCUCUUCCUCCUCCAUCUCCUCCUCUUCCUCAGCCUCCAAUCACAAGGCUCAAACAGGUAAUAGGCCAAAUCAGACACUACCUAGCCGGGGUAAGAGCCAAUCAAAGAGCUUCCAGAACCUCAUGGUGUCAGAUGGCACAAUGAGGUUUACUGAGUUUGUUGAGCUCUUCAAGUCCUUCAGUAUCCGGAGUCGUAAGGACCUGAAGGAUGUGUUUGAUGCCCAUGCUGUGCCCUGUGUUCAGUCUGCCUCUGAGCCUGCUCCUCUCUACACUCACCUCAGCAUCGACGACACAGUCACAGGAAUACAACCAGACCUGGACCUUCUGACGCGUAACGGCCUGGACCUUGGUCUUUCCAUCCGGAUCAAGAGACACAUGUCAGACAAUCAGAAGCAUAUUUCAGACGCCAUAGCUGCAGCCAGCAUCGUGACCAAUGGUACUGGUGUGGAGAGUGUCUCGCUGGGAGCUCUGGGCAUGACCAUCAUGCACCUCAACGACUUCCUGGUCAACUGUCAGGGAGAGAACCACUCGCAUGAUGAAGUCCUAAGAAUCAUCCAGACUUUUGAACCAUCUGCCACUUUGCGUCAGAUUGGCUGGAUGUCCUUUGAGGGAUUUGCCCGGUAUCUGAUGGACAAGGACAACUCUGCUUCCAAACUGGAAGAGUCUCCGCUGAAUGUUGAAGAGCUCCAGUACCCUUUGUCAUACUACUACAUUGCUACAUCACACAACACCUACCUGACCGCACACCAACUCAAGGGAGGGUCGUCUGUGGAGCUGUACAGCCAGGUGCUCCUCCAGGGAUGCAGGAGUGUUGAACUAGACUGUUGGGAUGGAGACGAUGGCAUGCCGAUCAUCUACCAUGGACACACCCUCACUACCCGCAUACCCUUCAAGGAUGUGGUGGAGGCGGUGAACCGCUCUGCCUUCGUGACCUCUGACCUACCUGUGAUGCUGUCCAUAGAGAAUCACUGCUCCCUGCCGCAGCAACGCAAGAUGGCCGACAUCUUCAAGACUGUGUUUGGGGAUAAACUGGUGACAAAGUUCCUGUUCGAGAGUGAUUUCUUGGACGACCCGCUGCUGCCGUCACCAUGGCAACUGAGGGGAAAAAUCCUCCUCAAGAACAAGAAGCUGAAAGAUCACCAGACGCCGGUGGACAUCCUCAAACAGAAGGCUCACCAGUUGGCCCAGAUGCAUGCUCAGGCCAGUAGUGUGAUGCCUCCUCCCUUCCCAACCAAUGAGGAACAGGAGGAAGAAGAGGAUGAGGAUGAAUACGACUAUGAGUAUGAAUCACUAUCUGAUGAUAAUAUCUUGGAGGAUAGGCCGGAGGGAAAGUCUUCGUCAGGGGAGAAGUUACAGACCAAACACAGUGACGAAGUCCCCAAGAAGAUGAAGAAAUGCAAGAGAUCUACUGACAACAAAGGAGAAGUAUUUGGCAAGGAGCUGGAGGAAGAGUUCAAGCUGCCUCGGAGCAAGAAGGAAGGACGCCAGAUAGCCCAGGAGCUAUCGGAUCUGGUGAUCUACUGCCAAGCUGUCAAAUUCCCAGGUCUAUCCACCCCCACUACAUCUGAGUCUCCCAGGGAGAGAAAAGAGAGACAGGAAUUUCUUUCUCCUAGAGGAAAGGGAAGGAGGUCCAUCUUUGGGAAAGAUCCAGGGAAAGGUGUUCCAGGGGACCCAUCGACAGUCAUGCGUACCCCAGGGAGAGCAUCAGAGGGCCCCCGUCCCAACUGGGAAGAAUCCCACACCUCCCCUCCUUACACCUGUAACGCCUCCCUUAGCUCCAUCAUCCACACCCCAAAGUGCUACAACGUCUCCUCAGUCAAUGAGAACGCCGCCAAGCGCCUGUGUCGCCGCUACUCCCGGAAGCUGAUCCAACACACCAGCGCCCAGCUCCUGCGGACCUACCCGGCAGCCACACGUAUCGACUCCACCAACCCCAGUCCCCUACUCUUCUGGCUGCAUGGAAUACAGCUGGUCGCUCUCAACUACCAGACCGAUGACCUACCCCUGCAGCUGAACGCCGCCAUGUUUGAGCCUAACAGGGGUUGUGGGUACGUCCUGAAGCCCCCGGUCCUGUGGGACCCCAGCUGCCCACUCUACGGACACUUCUGCCCCCUGGACAGAGACCCAGAGGGCAUGAGCCCCGCCCUGUUGUCUCUCACUAUAAUCUCUGGUCAGAAUCUAUGCCCAGGGACUACAGCAGGCAGUCCAUGCAUCGAGGUAGACAUCCUGGGCAUGCAGGCUGACGGGUGUCACUUCCGCACCAAACCUGUCCACCGUAACCCCCUGAACCCCAUUUGGAACCAGAGCUUCCACUUCCCCCUGCUCAUGGCUGACCUGGCCUUCCUACGCUUUACUGUGGUGGAACACAACAGCUCCCAGACCACCGCUCAGAGAAUCAUAUCACUCAGAGCACUCCGGACAGGAUACAGACACGUGCAGUUGAGGAAUCAGCACAAUGAGGCCCUGCCAGUCUCCAGUCUGUUCAUCUACAGCCGUACAUCUGAAGACAGUGGAACAGCAGGUUCACGGCCUGCGUCAUGGCUUUUUAGUACAGAGGAGCGUAGGGCUGCUGUGCAGUACAGGGUCACCGUACAUGGAGUCCCUGGGCCUGAGCCUUUCACAGUGGUGGAUGUGAGUGAGAGGACCACUGCCAGAGAGCUCCUACACAAUAUCCUUCCAUCCCUCUCUGCCUCCCAGAUCAUUCCAUCCCUCUCCUCCUCCACUUGCUUCUCCUUCUCUUCUUGCUUCCUGAUGGAAGAGAGGGUGGCAUUGCCCCGUGAGAGGGGGGAGGCUCGGGGUGAGAGGGGGGAGGUUCGGAGGCCUCUCCUGCAGAGGAUCAUCAGGCCUGAGGAGGAGAUACUCAGGGUUGUUGAGAGCUGGAACCCUGACGAAGGCUACCUGGGCAGAGUGUGCCUCAAAACAAGAGAAAAGCCUAUGAAUGAGGAGAAGCCAGUUUUAGAGGAGAUGGACGUAAGCUGUGGACUGGAGGACGAUUCCUUUCUGGUGGAAGUACAUGGAGUGUCUCCUGACCAAUCACCAGUGACCCUCAGAGCUCCCAGACACAUCACAGGCAAUGACCUCAUCCAACAGACACUGAGGAAAGCCAGACAGUCCAGCCUCCUGCUGUCAGCGGACAACGCCAGCGACUACAUUCUGAUAGAGGAGGUGGUCAAGGAACCCCUGGGGCGCAGGCUCCCUGCCAGACCCACCCAGAGGAUCCUCCUGGACCAGGACUGUGUGUUCCAAGCCCAGGGGAGGUGGAGGGGUCAGGGGAAGUUCAUCCUCAGACUCAGGGAGCAGGCUCAGGGAAAAGAGACAGCUCAGCGUGAAGACUGUGUCAGACCUGUUCGCGAGGAUCGGCGGAAAGGAAUAUCGUUGGCGAACGAGUUGAAACGACUGACAGGCCGGAGCCGGGCCGUAUGGAUCGGGGCUCACGCCUGCUCUGAGGUGGUGCACAGCAAGGACGAGAGGGCAGUGUGCUGUCUGCAUCUGAAUGAAACCAGAGAGUGACGCAGUCUAAUUAAAGAUUUCCAAGAUGGGCUGACACUGGAAACAGGUGGAAUUGGAGCAACUCCUGGGUGUCUGAUGUGACUUGGACCAGGCAAUAAACCUAAUCUACAUCUACCUAGAGCUGGAAAUGGCACAUUAUCAGCAUGUGAAUUUAUUGAAGACUUGCAUUAGUUCCCCAAUCAAAUGCAUAACAGAAAUGGGGAGAAUCUCAAUUGGAUUUCCUCGCCUCCUUUUCGAGGAUUGGAAACCAGGAAAUAAAUGCGCUUGUCAUCAGGCAAAUUAUGUUUACAGAGGUGGAAUCACAUUGUCUGUAGGACAGACCAGCAGACAUCAACCUGGCAAGUUUGAAGUGGCUGGAGGAAAUGUGGAGAAUCUCAAUUGGAUUUCCUCGCAUCCUCUCCUCGCCUCCUUUUCGAGUUGAGGAGAGGAAAACAGGAAAUAAAUGCGCUUGUCAUCAGGCAAAUGACGUUUACAAAGUUGGAAUCCCAAAAUACAUGUGUAAAGUGGUUUUAAAAAAUGCUAGUUGUGCUAGACAUUUUAUUGACAAAAGGAUAAAUAAGUUGCAUAUCAUUUUUUUCUGUGUGCAUGCUUUUCCCCUCCGAGAAAACAGCUGUUUCAAAGGGGGUGUGGCUGAUUUCAAAACACUUCUGCGAUAGGAUACACCCAAGCAUCCUCCACCGGUGGUGGCAGUCGAGGAGAGGAGCCAAACUGCUUCGUUCACCUAUUAACAAAUUGACACUCCUACAUAUGCCGACCACUUACUGGAUUCCGGGUCACGAAGGAGAGGAAGGACUAUUUUUUAUAUCGUUUUUGUUUUCUUUAUUUUGUUAUCGUUUUUUCUUUAUUUUUAUUUUUCUUUAGG